AUGGCGGUCACUGUUCUCCCCGCCGACUCCUUGACUGAGUCCGUCAAACAGGCUGUUCGGUCAGCCACGACCUGCUCCGAUUCGACCGUACUAUCCCUCCAAUCCCUCCUCCGCGGGUCAUCGCAAGCGACCGACAAGCUCGGCAAGAAGCCACCAAAGUCAACCAAAGAUUCGAGCAGACCUACAAGUCGGUCGAGAACUAUCCGGGCCAAACCAACUACGGCAAAUGACUCGUUUCAAUCAAUUGUGGACCAAGAUGGGCUCGCUUUGUCGCCUCAAGAGAAGCUAGUUCUCGCGACGGAAAUAUUCAACACGACGCUCAAGACUUUGACCGAUGCGACGAAAGUGCAGCCAACAAAACCAGCCCCAAAACGGCAGACAGCCACCUCUGACAAGUUGAGCGCAAGAAAAACAUUCGAUAAAGGCAUUGCUGCCACAGCCGAGUGCGCCAGGUUGGCUCUAUCAGUUCUCAGAGCUCUCAAGACCGACCAAAGCGAUGGAUUCCCCAAUAUGCAGCUUGAGCAAGGGCUUUGCAUAUUGGCUGGGAAAUUGAUAUCAUUGGGGCUAUACGACGCGGCUGCCAAGGAACUGAAGUCUCUCAAGCGAAGGAUACAGCAAUAUUUGGAUCAGUCUAAGACUGGAAAGAAGUCCACAGAGAUCAAAGACACACCCGAAGAUGAAGUAUCCAAGGAUCGGUUGUCUGAUUUAAUCGCCUUCUCAAAUCUCAACAACGCGCAAGCCGUGCAUGGGUUAUUAGUUUCGUUCCAAGCCAAUGCUAUGCGACUUAUCGCAGCAGACCGCAAGGUUUCUACGAUUCAGAGAGUCUAUCAGUUGCUGCAGCUAUCAAAUCCCAGCAGCCCCGCUCAGAUAAUUACCAGCGCCCUGGAGUCCGGAAAUUUGGCCAAAGACAAAGCUGCAGUCCAACUACAGCUUCUCUCCAAUGCUGUCCUGUCAAUGGUCGCAUCCGAUGCUAAAGACUCAGUGAAACCGUGUAAUAUCCUGAAUCUGCAAUUACUCUCAUUGGAAAUAAGAUGUCUGGGGUGGAAGAUCUCUGGCCAUCAAUGUGAUGAAAGUAAAGAGCUAAUCGAUCCACUCCUUCGCUAUCUUGCAGGGUUUUCGCAUCGAAGCAAGGCAAUCGAGAAGUCGGAGUUUGCCAUGAUCUACACAACAAUCACCCGGAUACAAGCUUCUUCAAAUGAUAUUCCUAAGAAGCCUCAGGGACCCAAAGAUAAAAAUUCAGCUGCCAAGCUUAUGACUAUGGUUGGUCAGAUCGGUCUCGAUGCAGGCUGCUUGGACGAAUCUCUCAAAUUAUUUUCUCAAUCUAUCGCCCCUCUCUCGAGCUCCCAGAGCCUAUCAUUGGCUACGAUUCGCUGCAAGAUUGCGGCUGUGCACUUCCAAAGCCUCAAAGGAUCGCGCAAACCCUCACAGAAAGUGCUGGAAUCGCUUUCAGCGGCCACUGAUUCUCUUGGCCUACAACUACGAGGCAGUACACACGAUCUUGAUGAGCUCCUUGUGGAGGCAGCAAGGCUUAAGAAAGUUGCACUCGCCUGGUUUGGCGAUGCGAUUACGAAAGCAAUCGAAAGCGAGACGGAGAAGAAUGAGGCUGCGAGUCAAAUCCGAGAGUACUUACAAGCAUUCUUGCGAUUCCUUAGGCGCUAUGUUGGACGAGCACCAGAGGAUAGCGAUCAAAAGGAGACUGAGCUGUUUCAAGCCCGCCUUUCUUUGUCGAAAAAUAUCAUCUUCGCUGCCGUCGACUCGGCCGUGGCUGUUGGGAAGCUUUCCGUCACUUCUGAACGACCGCUUUGGAAUGACAUGCUCUCCAUUUUGGCCGAUUGUCAUCGGUUGCUUAUUAGCAUCGAUGACGGAGAGAUAGAGCCUGACAUAUCGAGCACUUCGAAUGGCCUUGUGAAGCUUUCUAACUUGUAUUGGUCUCGCUAUAUCAAGGAAAAGGAAGCUGGCCACGGCUAUCGUGAACUCAUUCCUCUUCUCAAGCAAUCGACACAAGUACUCUCCGGCUGCUCCCCUUCUCAUCGAGUCACGGCAUUUGCUGCUCUUAAGUUUGAGAGGAUGGCGCACCUUUACAUGGACGGCAACCUACAAAAUGAAUCAGAGAAAGCGUUUCGACAAUCAGUCAAAGAGUAUGUCGAUUCCGGCGUUUUGGAUCAAAUGUUAGAAGAUGGUGCUGGGUAUCAUUUCCGAUCAUCUAAUCAAGACCCCCAAAGCCCUGGUUUCAUGCUUGGCCGUGUUUUGUCAACAUUCUUGAAAGCCAAGCUGAGAAGAAAAAGGCCAGAAUCUCAUACGGUAUAUGAUGAUAUCGAGCUUGACACUGAGCUGCGUGGCUUUAUUCUGGAAUGGCAACUAAACCUUUUGGCUGAUAUGAAUUCAUUUUCCUCAAACGAAGGCAAUUUUCAGUCCAUGCUCAUUGCUACCAUAUCCAGCCUCCUGGAAAUAUACUCCCUCACUUCCUAUCCGAUCCGGCGUGGGCGGGCCAUCAUUACUGCGCUCCGGUUUUUACUAGAACAUCCGAUCUCGACCGACUCGGCUUUCAGCCGAAAGCUCCUUGAUGAAGGAAAGGUGUGCCUGGGUACUGAAAAUUGUGGAAAUGACACAGAUCUUGCUCCCUUCUCAACGCAUAUCAAAAAUUCACUACGUAUCAUUCUUGGGUUUCAUGAAGGUCAGAUUGAUCCUGGGGUGUUGGACGAUACUCUGGCUUCAUGGAGCUCAAUGAUCCGCAGAUGCUCCGACUACGAAUCAUUGGCCCUCUGUGUCCACGAUCCUGAUUACCUUAUCCUUCAGUUGAAAGCCUUGGUCGAUUAUACGGAAAUUCAUGGCCUUUGGAAACCCCAGCUGUCUGCGUUGGAACUCAUUCUCAAGGUGUCGGAGCUUCAGCAAACCGGGGAUCUUUCUGAUGCCAUUACCAUUCUUUCUCGUCUGGUGCUCCAGCACUGCCGCAUUGGGCAUUGCCAAAAAGCUGGAGAACUUCUCUCACGCGGCGAGCAAUAUGCUUCGCAGUACAGGCUCUCUUCGUUGGCAUCCAUCUCAUAUAAACUAGCUCAGGUGGAGUUCUUCCUCGAAACAGACGAAGUCGAGAAAGCGACGUCUGCACUUUCUGCAGCAAAGAAGCUUUAUGAGAAAGCUCAGCAAUCUGAUGAGUUAGCGAAUGUAUCAGUCCUAUUAAAGAUAAGUUGGGAGAGGCUCAUUGCUGAUGCUGCCUUUGUCCAAUCGCGAUUGGCCGCGGCUCAGGGCACCAUGAGCCAUGCGCUUUAUUUCGCCAAGUUGUCUGUCAAACUCAAUUGUCGCAUCUGGGCCAAGGUUGAAAAACUUGCUGAAAGGAAAUCUUUGGCUGCUGCAGGGCCAUCGGAUAUUGAUACGGUCGCUGACGGUGUCGCAAAACUUGACUCAUCUCAAGACAGCUCCUCCCCAGUGGCCCCAGCUAGCUACAUCCAAGGCGCUCCAUUUUGGCCUCAUCUUGGAUCAUACCACAGUUGCCUGCUGAAUCUUGCGAAUCUCUCUGCUCAUCAUGGCUUGUUCCAAGAUGCUAUCUAUUACGGAGAGCAGGCAUUGAAGAUUGACAAGACUCUCGACGCCAAUGUCCGUCUCGUAGCAGCCCAGACACAGCUCGGGGUUUACUGGAUCCUUGGGGGGCAUGUUGAUGAAGGUCAGAAACUCCUUACUCUAGCAGCAGAGUCAUCCAAGCAGCUCCAGACUAGCAUCGAAGCUGUUUCUCUUCAAAUGGCUAUUGCCUCGCUUCACCAGGCACAAGGGCAAUUUGACAAAGCUCUAAGUCUACUGAAAGAGGCAGAUAAGUCAAUCACCACAGUGGCCUCUACUGAUGCAUCUGAUGCGUCAGAUCUUCCAAGCAUUGCAGCUCUGGACACCCAGAUGAGCAAUCUGGGGGUACGCAACAGCCGCAGACCGCCAUCGUCCACAACAGUCAGAACGACGCGACACACUCGGACGGCUAGCGCGACUCCUUCUCUUGGCAAUAAGGCACCAUAUCAGAAGCCCGCAGUUCCAGAAGUUCAGUCUAAGUCUCUUCUACAAUUGAAAGGGGAUCUGCUGCGCCAACAAGCGGAUUGUCUCCGUGAGAUGCGAGACUUUGAACAAUCUGCGUAUACUUUGAAACAAGCCCGACUAUUUGCGACUGCCCGGGAAAGUAAAGUGUCGCUCGAGAUUGGUGAAAGUGAGUACCUUCUUGCGGAAGCUAUUCGCCACUUUGCAAGUCACGCAGUAUACUGCGUUUUGCCAGAAUCCACCAUUUCACUCCCAUCCCUCAAAACACCCAGCAAGGCAGGCGAGGAAGCAAGCGUUCAACUUACGAAAGCACCAGCCAAACGGGGUCGGGCACAGUCCAAGGGGGCUCGAGUGAAGGCCCAAAAGGCCAGUGAGGCCUUCUCUAUUAUGCUUGCAAAAGCAAAUGACUGUCUCACAAGUGUUUUUACGGACGCUACGGUCCUCGGAUCUACUCUGCAGAGCCACGCCGCUUCUCGCCUGAUGAGUCGAAUUUCCAUGCUGUCGCAUGCUACGAACCCAGGGGACCCUGCCACUUGGGCGCAGUCACCUGCGAACAUGAACGAAAUUGGUCGCGUGGGCGCAUUUGCUCGAGAGCGCAUGGCCAUCGAUUUCGACCGUUACAUAGCUGAAUUUUCCGGUCCCCUUCUCUGGCCUGCGGCUCUUGAGGCAACUGAACUCGACGAGGACUUAUGUACUCGGUUUGCAGAAAACUAUGUCGACAUCCUGCCAGAGAACUGGAACGUUCUCUCACUGUCUUUGAGUGCAGAUGGAACGGAAUUUGUGGUUUCAAGGCUUCAGAAGAAUCGAUCGCCAUUCCUUCUGCGCUUGCCUCUCCGAAGAGGCAAUACAGACGAUGACGACGAGGAACAGUUCACUUUCGAAGAGGGAAAGGAGGAGAUGCAAGAGCUCAUCAAACUGGCCAACCAAAGCGCUCACGCAGCAAAGGCCCAGACUGAUGCACAGUCAAAAAAAGAAUGGUGGAAAACGCGUGAAACUCUAGACCGUCGGAUGGAAAGUUUGCUCCACAACGUUGAGAAUAUUUGGUUUGGGGGCUUCCAUAGUACUGCCCUAGGACGUUUCUCUAGCGCCUUCCAAGGCAUUCUAGAUAAACAUCUUCCGUCACGUCAAAAAGGCGGCAAGGCCUCCUCGCCUCGUUUGACUCUCCACCAGAAUGUAUUGGAGCUAUUCAUUGGGCUUCGCGAUUUGGAGGAGCAAGAGGAGCCUGAAGAUACGCUUAUGGACCUCCUCUAUUUCGUGGUCGACAUCCUCCAAUUCCAGGGCGAACGUAACGCAUAUGACGAGAUUGACUUUGACAUGAUGGUUGUCGAUACUCUCGAUGCUCUGCGUGGUUAUCACGACAGCGCACGAGAAGAACUUGCCUCGCGCCCGCCAAGCCACACGGUCCUUGUGCUCGAUAAAGCCCUACAUCUCUUUCCGUGGGAGUCCCUCCCAUGUCUGCAGGGAUUUCCAGUUUGCCGCGUUCCAUCUUUACAAUGCCUUCGGGAGCGAGUCCUUCAAUUCCGGGAAGCGCGAUCUGGUGCCCUGAUAGAUAUUACAUCCGGCACCUUCAUUCUUAACCCGACUGGAGAUCUGCGAACCACACAAGCCACUUUCGAGGCCGCUCUUUCGCGUCUCGAAUCUUGGACGGGCAUUGUGAAGCGGGAGCCAUCAGAGGAAGAGUUCCGGCAGGCGCUCGAGUCGAAGGAUCUCUUCCUGUACUUCGGCCAUGGCAGCGGGGCCCAGUACAUUCGCGGUCGUACCAUCAAACGACUGUCGAAAUGCGGAGUUGCCUUCCUCAUGGGAUGCAGCAGCGGUGCUUUGACCGAGGCUGGUGAAUAUGAACCUUACGGUACGCCUAUGAACUAUCUCCAUGCGGGCAGCCCUGCUCUCGUCGCUACCCUGUGGGAUGUUACCGAUAAAGACAUUGAUCGGUUUACGACAUCUACCCUGAACUCCUGGGGCCUCCUUGGCAACAAUGGUAAAUCUCAGUCCACGCCAGGAGAUACUAGUCUGGACGCAGCCGUAGCUGGAUCACGGAGAUCUUGUGUGUUGAAGUACUUGAAUGGGGCCGCACCUGUGGUGUAUGGAGUUCCAGUGUUUUUGGAUUGA
Molecule: messenger RNA, 6123 nt
Organism: Penicillium chermesinum
Lineage: Eukaryota; Fungi; Ascomycota; Eurotiomycetes; Eurotiales; Aspergillaceae
Product: Peptidase C50 separase
Exons: 3
Coding region: 1-6123 (2040 amino acids)
Biological process (GO): proteolysis; meiotic chromosome separation
Cellular component (GO): cytoplasm; nucleus; centrosome
Molecular function (GO): cysteine-type endopeptidase activity; protein binding
Source: RefSeq, a predicted model, not a curated record